UCAGUCGGCCAGAUAACAGACCAGAAGUCGCGAUUUAAGCAACAGAGUAAAACAUUAACAGCGUUGGAUAAAAUUGUAGUUAUAUUAUAUUAUUAAUAAAAGUGAAAUUAAAAGAAAAAUGUCUGCUGUAACAAAAGGUAUUUACAUUGUGGCUGCUAAACGUACGGCUUUUGGUACAUUCGGCGGCUCCUUGAAGGGCAUCAAUCAGACCCAAUUGCAGACAGUGGCAGCCAAGGCAGCUCUAGAGUCAGCUGGACUCAAGGGCGAGCAAGUGGACACGGUUAUUGUUGGUAAUGUGAUUGCGUCCUCCUCCACAGAUGGCAUCUAUGUGCCCCGUCAUGUGGGCCUCAAUUGCGGUGUGCCCAUUGAGAAACCAGCUUUGGGUAUCAAUCGUCUAUGUGGUUCUGGAUUCCAAUCGAUUGUGAAUGGUGCCCAGGAUAUAUUGGUUGGCGGAGCCAAGGUGGCUCUUACCGGCGGUGUGGAGAAUAUGUCACAGAGUCCGUUUAUUGUGCGUAAUACGAGAUUCGGAACAACUCUUGGCGCCAAUUACAAUUUGGAAGAUGCUUUGUGGGCUGGUCUCACUGACACCCAUUGCAAGCUACCCAUGGCUUUGACAGCUGAGAAUCUUGCCGAUCAGUAUAAGAUUAGCAGAGAGCGUGUGGAUGAGUUCUCAUUGUUGUCGCAAAAGAACUGGGAAAAGGGACACAAGGAAGGUGCCUUCAAUGCUGAGAUUACACCCAUCAAGCUAAAGGUUAAGGGCAAGGAAGUUGAUUUUGUUAUCGAUGAACAUCCACGUCCCAAGACCACCAUUGAGGGAUUGAACAAAUUGCCAUCGUUGUUCAAGAAGAAUGGCGUUGUGACAGCUGGCACAGCUUCUGGCAUCUGUGAUGGAGCUGCAGCUGUUGUGGUUGCCUCCGAGAAGGCCAUUAAGGAAUACAAUCUGAAGCCUUUGGCUCGUCUUGUGGCCUUCUCCUUUGUGGGUGUUAAGCCAGAGAUCAUGGGCAUUGGUCCAGUUCCAGCCAUCCAGAAUGUCCUUAAGGUUUCGGGCAAGAAACUCGAAGACAUUGAUCUGAUUGAGAUCAAUGAGGCCUUUGCUGCCCAAACCUUGGCCUGUGCGGAUGCUUUGAAAUUGGAUCCAUCCAAAUUGAAUGUUAAUGGCGGUGCCAUUGCCUUGGGACAUCCUCUGGGUGCCAGUGGUUCACGUAUAACUGGUCAUUUGGUUCAUGAAUUGCAACGCAAAAAAUUGAAAUAUGGCAUUGGUUCCGCUUGCAUUGGUGGUGGUCAGGGCAUUGCCUUGCUCCUGGAAGCUGUCUAAAUUGAAACCCAUCUCUCAACACCUGCCUGCAUUUAUUUUUAGAGUCUUUUAAAAUUCAAAUAAACAAAAUAUAAAUUAUAA
Drosophila willistoni is the source of this 1396-nucleotide messenger RNA. RefSeq names its product 3-ketoacyl-CoA thiolase, mitochondrial (gene yip2). Lineage: Eukaryota; Metazoa; Arthropoda; Insecta; Diptera; Drosophilidae. The record is from RefSeq and is a predicted model, not a curated record. The coding region runs from base 119 to 1315 and encodes 398 amino acids. The transcript is spliced from 5 exons. Gene Ontology annotation, biological process: fatty acid beta-oxidation. Gene Ontology annotation, molecular function: acetyl-CoA C-acetyltransferase activity.